Messenger RNA from Zingiber officinale, 1214 nucleotides. Its product is annotated as gibberellin 2-beta-dioxygenase 5-like. Bases 7 to 1053 code for a protein of 348 amino acids. The record is from RefSeq and is a predicted model, not a curated record. The transcript has 3 exons. Lineage: Eukaryota; Viridiplantae; Streptophyta; Magnoliopsida; Zingiberales; Zingiberaceae.
GACGCCAUGCUUCCUCCGCCAGAGUUCCGUGCGCCGCCGCCGUCACCCGUCGCCGGCGCGCACGCUCACGCGCCGGGCGACGGCGAGGAGCUCGCAGGGUUCCUCGCUCAGUUCCUCCGCGUCCCCAAACUCAACCUCCCGCACCGCAUCUUCCCCCAGGAAGCCACGCUAUGGGACCCGGCGGAGAUCGACUUCCGGACGCUGAUAUCGCCGGAUGCCGGCCGAUCCGAGGCGGAUCUGCUCAAGUCCGCCGCCGCGGCCUUCGGCUGUUUCCGGCUUGCGAACCACGGUAUCCCGCCGGGACUGAUCGCGGCGGUCGGAGGGGCCGCGGCGGCGACGUUCCGGAUGCCGCUCGAGGAGAAGGAGAAGACGAAGGUGGCGAAGUUGCCGGAGAGGAGUUGGGGUUUCGAAGCGGAGGAGGUAGGGGAAGACGAAGAGUUCUUCUGGUGGUGUGGGACAGAAACUUUGCCGCGCAGCUUUAAUGACCUGCAAGAUAAAUUGCAAGAGUUAUUGAGUGAAAUUGAGAAAAUAGCGGCCAAAAUUGAAGAUGUUCUAUUGGAUGACGAUACAAAUAAGAACAAUGCCCAGCUGCUGAAACUCAGAAACGAGGGCGCAGAAGGCUCAUUGAUUUGCCUCCGGAAGCAUGCUCCGAGCGGAAGGCAUAACGCCGGAAUAAUCAAGCAUGAGUUGCUGAGAAUGCUGGUAAGGAGCUGGAGCUGCUCGAGCUGUUUGAGUCUGCAUCUCGCAGGAGGGGCUUCCGAGUUCCAUGUCUACUCCAAGAGGGGUUGGUACCGAUUUCGUCCGGGUCACUCGGCCGCUCUCAUCGUCACCGUCGGCGAUCAACUUCAGGCUUGUAGUCGUGGGAUGUACAAACAUGUCGUUGGGAAGCCUGUUUUGGCUCCAGGAGACGAUGGAGAAUGCAUUUCCAUGGCAUUUCACUGCGUGAAUGGCGGGGGCGGUAGAGCAUCACAGGGGGGAAAGACUGUCACGCUCAUGGAACAAGUCAUGGUGGCGGCAAUCCUGGCAAUCCUCUACUGCUUCUUAGUCUCUUGAUCCUCCUCGAAUUGUGAUUUUAUUUGUUUGUGUUCUGAUGUUGUAUUUUGAGUGUAUUUGAAAGGAUGAACCAUGUUUGAUGCUCAAGAACGAAAACAGCACCAACAGUGAAUUGUGGGUCAGAAAACAGGAGCAUAAAAAAUAUUAUAAAAAACCACUUG